Molecule: messenger RNA, 345 nt
Organism: Entamoeba invadens IP1
Lineage: Eukaryota; Evosea; Mastigamoebida; Endamoebidae
Exons: 2
Coding region: 1-345 (114 amino acids)
Source: RefSeq, a predicted model, not a curated record
AUGGUUUAUGAUAUUGGAACAGAAUGUGUUAUUAUGUAUUGUGUUUUGUUUUUAAAUAAAGUCGUUUAUAAUUAUAAGCCGUCGCACAAAGAAAACUUGUUGAACAGAAACUCGAUGAACAGAUUGCUAUUACUGUCAUUCAAGACACCAUCCACACUUGGUACCAAUUCAGAAAUUGGACCAAUUCUCAAGAGAAGAAGAGUUGAUGAGGAACUCGCAACUAAGGACAAAGAAUUUGAAGCUUUGAAGAAGAAGCUUGCUGAAGAAAUUACAAAGAGAGAAGCCGCUGAGAAGGUACUUUCUGAAAUGAAAAUCAAGAACGUCGACUUGGAAGCUUUAGUCUAA